Molecule: messenger RNA, 2072 nt
Organism: Cimex lectularius (bed bug)
Lineage: Eukaryota; Metazoa; Arthropoda; Insecta; Hemiptera; Cimicidae
Product: connectin-like
Exons: 3
Coding region: 121-1521 (466 amino acids)
Molecular function (GO): protein binding
Source: RefSeq, a predicted model, not a curated record
UUCGCCCUGUUCGCACCCCGAUCGGUCCGUUUCAGUCAGUUUUCGAAUACGCAAGCUCCGAAAUCUUCUUGCCGGAGGAAAAAGGCAGGAUUUUUGUUUUUUAAGAGCAAAGUGGAUGUGAUGGGUCGAUACUUGCUCCUCACUGUGGUGUCGUGUGUCGUCCUGGCCACCCCAGGCCUAAGCCGCUAUGAAGACAGGAGGAGGCCGAGGACAGAGCAUUCUACCAGUGAAGGUGAACUGAACGUCUGCAACCUUCUUUCUGAACAGCAGAUCAACAUGUUUUGUUACUGUGAGAAUCAAGACAUGGCAGGUAACGCGACGAGCGCCAACUGCUGGCUGUUCAACACCGGCGAGCCGGAGAACUCCAGCGUCUGGACGGCGUUUAAGUCUCAAAGGUCACUUACCAAGCUCACAUUCCACAUCCGGGCUGUGAGCAGUCUGCCGUACGUCCCGACCCGCGCGUUCAAACACUUGCCGAAGCUGAAAGCCAUCGAAAUAGUCUACGCCAACAUCGAAACUGUCGAGCCGUUCGCCUUCGCCAAUUUGACCCUUCUCCAGGAUCUCGCUCUUAUCAGGAACAAAAUCGUCAAUCUCAAAAAGUUCAGCAUAUCAUUCUUACCCGAUCUCAAAGUGAUUACAUUAGGGGAGAACAGGAUAAGCGAGUUGAACCGAGAGGUCUUCGUGUCGUUGCCAUCACUAAGAAAACUUUACAUUGAUCGUAAUAACCUCAGCUUGAUACACGAAGGAGCUUUCGCGUCGCUUUAUUCUCUAGAAGAACUGGAACUCCACGGCAACCAGCUCACUGUCGUCACGAGAGACACUUUCCGCGGAUUGACCCGGCUUCGUCGGUUGGACCUCAGCUUAAACAUGCUCACUUACAUCGCAGAAGGUACCUUCGGAGAAAUGACAGCCCUUGAAGAACUUCUGCUCGAAAGGAACUCGAUCGAAGCUCUAGACCCGGGUGCACUAAUAGACCUUCAGUUUCUUGGCAAAGUUUACUUGGCCCGAAACAACCUGAGGACCCUGCCACCUGGAUUAUUCGAAGACACGACCUCUCUCAGAUUUCUCAACGUGCGCAACAAUUCCCUCCACACUCUUAACUUCCAGGUCUUCGCCCCUAUCAUGCACAACUUGGUCAACCAGACAGCCUAUCUGAUAAUUGAAGGUAACCCGAUGAUAUGCGAUUGCCGUUUGGAAUGGCUGCAUACUCUAUAUAACAACACGGCCUCGACCCAGAUCAAGUCGUCCAUCGAAGAGCUGACCUGCCAGGAGAGCGACUUGUCGAACAGCGCCAUAGACGAGCCACAGCAGAUGCUGCCGAUACAGCGGUCCGUGGUCUCAGACGAACCUUUCAACCACUUUCUUUCCCUGCCGAAGGAGACUCUCCCGUGUCCGCAGGAGCUGAAGGCGACUGGACUUCCGGCCGUCCAGCUGGCGACAAAACCUCUCAACUCCGGCAGUUCAACGUCCUCGGCUUCCAUCCUCGUCCUCUUCGCCUUCCUGGCCUUCUUCGUCCCUUAGAACGUCGGGACUCUCACGAGAGAAACCAAGGCGAAACCGUUUUAGCGCAGGGAAACGACGAUUAACGCGGUAUUAAUGCUGCUCAAUUAAAUUAAUUAAUCAUUUGAAAUCUUGUGAUAUGUUGAAAAGUUGUAAAUAAUUUUGGACGAUGCGCUAAAACAUCCUGUCUCAACUAGUCACACUUCCGCUCGUUUUAAUUACCGGUCGAACUGUCGCAGGAAAUGCAGCCAUCAAUCUCAAACAUAUUAUAUCUGAUUUGAAAAUCAAUCAUAAAAAAUCUAUAGUUUUUGUAAACAUUAAUCACUAAAUCUAGACACAUUUUUUCUGACCAUAAUUCAAUAAUCGAAGGUCCCGUCAAGCAAACUAUGACCGUCUUCGCUAAAACAGUCUUUCGUUUAAAAAAUAAUUAUUAUUAUUAUUAUAACCCUGUCAGUAUAUUUUCUAUAAGCAUCGUAUUUAUUUUCCUACUGUUCAACUGUAAAAUUUCAUUGCUAUCUUAAAUUGUAAAAAUUCGAGUAAAAAGAGCUUUGUUAAUAAACAAUCCGUAGAUA